UGUGAGCAAUGACGGAAGUGGGAGACGACCAAAGAACAAGUCAGGGGCUGAGAGCUCAUUCAAAGUGCUUUCACCAGAGCCCCCAGGCUGAGAGCAAGAAAGAAGAACUUCUGUCCCAAGGAAAGUGAGGCCAAGGACAUAACUGGAGCCAACAUUUGCGUCAAGUUCCUGCGGCUGCUGACAACGUGCAGGAGAGUGAUGGCACCUGGCAGAGGUUGCUUGGCCCUGGCCACUCUGCUGGCAAUUGUGGACAUCCAGCUUGGCGGGUGCAUGCACAUCCAAAGCUCAUUUCACCAGGAAGGAAAACGACUAAGCUUGAUCUGUACUUUGAAGUAUAAGAAAGAAGAGGCUGAGGGGGUUAUAGUGUUUUUGUGCAAGGACAGGUCUUCGGACUGUUUCCCCGAGACCAGCUUAGAGCAACUGAGACUUAAACGGGAUCCUGGGAGAGAUGGUGUCAGUGAAAGAUCAUCUAAGUUGGUGUUCACCAUAAACCAAACCACACCAUCGGACAGCGGGAGGUACCAGUGUUGUGCCACAAGCCAGAAGCCAGAAAUCCGCCUUCAGGGCCACUUUUUCUCUGUUUUAGUCACAGAGGCAGGGAACCACACAGUGAAAGGAUUGAAACAAACAGGGCACCCCGCGUUCAGUCACAGUAAAGGCGCUCUCGGUUCAGACUUCCUGCGAGAAAAAGCCUGGGUGAUGCUGGUCACCGGCCUGGUGGCCCUUCAAGCUUUGUAAGCCUUGUGCCAGAAACUUUAAAAGAACAAGUUCCAGCAAGAUAAACCUGACUCUCUUUACCUUGCUACCUUUCACAUUACAACAUACACGGAGAUGAAAACAGCACAGGGGAAGAGAUGCUAAAUACGCCAAGAAUCUGGGAAAUAUAAGGUGGGACAAAUAAUGUAUUCCUUGACCUCCCCUCCUCACUGCCAUAACAAACCUGCCUUUCUUCCCACCUCUGUAACCACUUAAAAAAGAAAAAAAAAGAACAACUUUUACAAAAGUAGCUGGCGGACAGUUCUCACUCAAAUAUUGGAUUAAGUAUGUGGUACGUGUGUUUUUGUACUGAAGAAAAAGUUUUCCUCCCCCCUUCCUCCAACACAGUAAAAUAAACAAGCAAGCCAAACAAAAUGAGAACACCAAUUGUUUUUGAAGAAACUUUUAUUUAGCACUAGAAAGAAGAGAGAAGAAACAAGCAAAGAUAGGUAGGGCAGGAAACGGAGAGCCCGAGCCAGUGACUGACUUGGCAAGAAAGUGAAGAAACGGAGAGACCCUGGCAUUCAACAGCAUCCCCACAGUGUGGCUAGAGGAAGAGGAAGCUCUGUGUGCCCAGGUGCACCACACAGCAGAACGCCCAGCUCCAACUGAGUACCCGUCAGCCUCUUUGGUCAUAUCUCUUUCCUUUUAAAUAAAUGCCCAGAGUGAUA
This is a messenger RNA of Callorhinus ursinus (northern fur seal), 1427 nucleotides long. It is a transcript of the gene CD160, whose product is annotated as CD160 molecule. Gene Ontology annotation, biological process: regulation of adaptive immune response. Gene Ontology annotation, molecular function: transmembrane signaling receptor activity. Lineage: Eukaryota; Metazoa; Chordata; Mammalia; Carnivora; Otariidae. Gene Ontology annotation, cellular component: plasma membrane. The record is from RefSeq and is a predicted model, not a curated record.